Molecule: messenger RNA, 1896 nt
Organism: Leptidea sinapis
Lineage: Eukaryota; Metazoa; Arthropoda; Insecta; Lepidoptera; Pieridae
Gene: Tip60
Product: histone acetyltransferase Tip60
Exons: 14
Coding region: 156-1754 (532 amino acids)
Biological process (GO): regulation of DNA-templated transcription
Molecular function (GO): histone acetyltransferase activity
Source: RefSeq, a predicted model, not a curated record
AAUUUCUAUAGGUCUUUUUAAACGUACCUAUUGUGAGUUCUUAUUUUUUAUUUCACUAUUCUGUAAACACUAAAUAGUAUUUUUGUAAACAAGUAAUACAACAAAUAUAUAAUAGAAAUAAAUCAUACUUAUUAGUUUAGUAGGUACUAGUUGAAAUGAAUGAAAAUGAAGAUGAAGCAGCGACAUUCUGUGAUUCAACGGCUUCAUUGGUGGAAGGAUGUCGAAUGCCAGUCCGAAUGCAAGGUGGAGACGAUUGGCCUCUAGCCGAAAUAAUCAGUAUUAAAGAAGUACGGGGACAGAGAGAAUAUUAUGUUCAUUAUGUUGAUUAUAACAAAAGAUUGGACGAAUGGGUUGAAGAGUCAUGGUUGGACACCCGGAAGGUUAUAUUUCCAAGACGAGAUGGGGCACCCGCUGCGGGCACAACAACACCAAAGAAAACCCAUAUAGGAUCAGGAGGUGGCGUGAUGCCUACUUUUCUUAAUGAUAGUUUCUGCAGUGAAAUCCAGAAGUCACAUAGCAAUAGAGAAACACACUCAAUUCCACCAAAACAACCCGAGAAAACUCAUAUUAACCACACUCCUAAUGGCUCCUCAGUUAGAAAUGCACCUGUUACCACGCUGGAACCUCGCCAGUUGAUAUCACGACCGGCGAGUCCGACUCUGGUCAAUGAGUCGUCAUCGCUAGUCAACGGUGGUGCGGUCUUAGUCGCAGCCCUGCAGAAGAAGAUGAGCAGGAAACGCAAGGCGAACUCACUCGACAAUGAUAUUAUGGAGCCAGUAGACUCCCUUGAUGGCGGAGAGCCCGUGGUAAGUGGCACUGCCACUCCCACCACCAGACCGAGGACUUCUGGCAGUAUGGUGGCGCAUGGCCAUGAUGACCUGGUCACCAGAAUGAAGAAUAUCGAGAUGAUUGAGCUGGGCAGGCAUCGGAUUCGGCCAUGGUAUUUCGCGCCCUAUCCGCAGGAAAUGGUAAAUCUACCCUGCAUUUACAUAUGUGAAUUCUGUUUGAAGUAUCGGAAAAGUAAAAAAUGCCUGGAACGACAUCUGAUCAAAUGCAAGUUAAAACAUCCGCCCGGCAACGAGAUAUACAGAAAAGGCAGUAUAUCCUUUUUCGAGAUAGAUGGAAGAAAAAACAAGUGUUAUGCCCAAAAUCUAUGUUUACUGGCGAAACUGUUCCUGGAUCACAAGACCUUGUACUAUGACACGGAUCCAUUCUUGUUUUAUGUUAUGACCGAAGUUGAUUCUAGAGGGUUUCACAUCGUGGGUUAUUUUUCAAAAGAAAAAGAGAGCACAGAAGACUACAAUGUAGCUUGUAUACUUACACUGCCGCCGUACCAGAGGAAGGGAUAUGGAACACUACUAAUAGAAUUUAGUUAUGAACUGUCAAAGUUUGAAGGUAAAACUGGUUCCCCCGAGAAACCCCUGUCAGAUUUGGGACUGCUGUCUUACAGAAGUUAUUGGGCUCAAACAAUACUCGACAUCCUGAUAAGCAUAAAACCUGUAGGUGAUAACGAAAAACCCAUUAUAACGAUAAAUGAAAUUUGCGAGUUGACCAGCAUUAAGAAAGAGGACGUCAUAAGUACGCUGCAGAACUUGAAUCUUAUCAACUACUACAAGGGACAGUAUAUUAUUUCAGUCAACCGGGAAACAAUAGAACAACACGAAGCAGCCAUGGAGAAGAAGUUGUUACGAAUCGACCCCAAAUGCUUGCACUGGACGCCGAAGGACUGGUCGAAGCGAGCGAAAUGUGUUUGAAUGCAGACAGCAUCGGAGGCCUCAACAUAUGUCUGUAGGUAAGUAAUAAAAUCUUCACCGCGCCCAACACUGAAAUGUGGAUACCUAUCUGUACAAGUUAUGUAUAGUAGUAUUUUUGUAAUGAAUAAAAAAUCUCUAAAUU